AGCGCCUCGCCAGGAGUUCGUGCGUCCGCAGCCCCGGUGGAGUCUUUGCUCGCGUCCAGAGCGUUCUCCAUACUAAACCUUGGGAAAAUGUCCAGUCCAGUACCCAUCGUUUCCCCAGAAGAUCUGGAGAGGAUCACCCUGACGAGGACAGGGUUUGGCUUCAUUCUCAAAGCUUUCCACAUACCUCGGAAUGCUGACGUAGUCUUGAAGCUGUUGACUUGCAAGAACACAACAGAGAGAGACUUGAAAGCACUGCUUGAAGAUGUCACUGGCAUCCGACAUGUUCAUUGUGAAAGGCUCAUGCCUCCCAUUGGUAUCUGCCAGUUCCAAGGACUCCUCGGGGUUGUUACUGAGUGGAUGCACAACGGAUCGCUCCAUUCCCUCAUCCAUGAGCAUGAACUCUAUCCGGAUUUGCCUUUUCCUCUGUGCCUAAGGAUCCUGACAGAUGUGGCUGAAGGCCUCAGCCAUCUACACAACUUGGAGCCUCCCAUCCUUCACCACGGCUUGAAACCUUCCAAUGUCCUCCUAGAUCUUGAUUACAGAGCUAAGAUAUCAGAUUACAGCCUCCCAACCUGGAGAAGGCAGCAGUUAAGAUCUGUCCUCCAGAACUGCGACAACAGAAGUUGUUGGGAUUUGCUCUACCUGUCCCCUGAAAUUGUCCAGGGAGGCAGCUUCUCACAAGAAGGUGAUAUUUACAGCUUUGGAAUGGUGUGUUGGGAGACCCUAAGCAGACAGAAGCCAUUGGAAGGCAAGAAGACCCUGCUUGAGGCUGUGACUGGUGUCUGCAGUGGAGUGCGCCCUGGGCUGGAAUCAGCAUUUAUUCCCAAUGGCCUGCCUCAUCGAAACAAACUGCUGCAGCUGGUUGCUCUUUGCUGGCACCAGGAGCCCCAUUAUAGGCCACGUGCUGCAGACUGCAUGGUGCAGCUACAGGACAUUCUUGGUAUGUUUAGAAAGGAGAUGAUUUCUGAUGCGAUCUACAAUCUGAUUCACGCCAAGGACUGUGUAACAGAUGCUGCCAAAAGCCCAAAUGCUCAUGCGCUUGAAAUUGAUUUGCGCAACUUGGAGGCAGUCAGUCCCCAGCACAAGACCAGGCUCACCAAAAAGACUAGUUUAGAAGGACAGAGCUUGCCUGGCAGCCACCUUGAAAGUGACACACACGAGCAAGAAAAAGAAGUGAAGCAGACACUGUUUGCCACCCCUCCUGAUACAACCCUGGAAAAAGGUCCUCCAGCAUGUGACAUCAAAGGAUUUGGCCCUCGCCAUUCCUUACCCACUCUACUUCCAUCGGAUCCAAGUGACAAAGUCACCUUUCCCUUGCGCAGAAAAUCUGAGGGUUGUCAGCAGCCGCUGCCUGUGCUGGGAGCAGAUCGCAGCCCUUCCAACAGCAACUUUCCCUAUGCCUGGCCCGGACGCUCAUUCGCAGAUCCAUGCUAUAGAGGAAACUGCUGUGCCAUCCUAGCCUGUGGGCGAGAAUCCAUCUUGAGCUUUAUGACAGAAGGGCGCCUGAAUCACAUCUUGGACGUUCUGCGCUCUCAGCAGAUCUUAUCCAGAACAGACUAUGAAACAAUCACUUCAUUCCCCACUGUGACCAGCCGGGCGCGUGCUUUGCUGGACACUUGCCUCAGCCUUGGAGAGAAAGCUGCCCAAACUGUGGUGGCUGUUCUGUCUGCCAGCAAGUGCAGCCCUUUGGCAAGAGGCAGCCCUUUGGCAAGAGGCGUCUGGACCAACAUGGUGAAUUGA
This is a messenger RNA of Heteronotia binoei (common prickly gecko), 1740 nucleotides long. Its product is annotated as receptor-interacting serine/threonine-protein kinase 2-like. Bases 88 to 1740 code for a protein of 550 amino acids. Gene Ontology annotation, biological process: regulation of apoptotic process; protein phosphorylation. The record is from RefSeq and is a predicted model, not a curated record. Gene Ontology annotation, molecular function: protein kinase activity; ATP binding. NCBI's taxonomy places the organism in Eukaryota, Metazoa, Chordata, Lepidosauria, Squamata, Gekkonidae. The transcript is spliced from 12 exons.